AACAAUUCUACAGUAGAUACACUGCACUCUCCCUCUCUCUCUCUCUCUCUCUCCAAAUCGAACAGAUGAUUUCCUUCCUCAAAGCAAUUCAAACUCCUUUCACUCCCACCAAGCAUGCCUUCUUCUUCUCCAGAAGAGUAAACUCCAAGAGAAACUCCUCCAACCUUACCCUCUGCAAAGCCAAUGAAUCGGAUUCAGAAGCCCCACCACCUGAAGGAGACACUCGAAAGCAGGAAUUGCUUGCCAAAAUUGCAAUGCUUCAAACACAAAAAGUUCGACUCACCGAUUACUUAGACGAGCGAUCCGACUACUUAACCCAGUUCGCUGAAGAAGCCAAUGCUGAGAUCGAUCAGAUAGGCGAAAACGCCCUCAAAGAACUCGAUGAAACCGCUGCCAGGAUAAUGGAGAAUAUAGAGAGCAGAAUGCAAGCAUUUGAAGAAUCAGUAGAGUUGAACAAAGAGGAGGUUGAGAAGAACGAAAAGUUAGUAGAAGAUUUUGAGGGUCAAAUUGAGAAUGACAGAAAUGAAGGGUUGUUCUUCAAAAACUUGGGGAGAAGUACACCUAUUGACAAAACAAAAACUAAGGAGGAGAUGAAGAAGAUUAGAGAAAUUACCAAAGAGUAUGCUGGUUCCUUAACUAGGAGAAACAUUUACCUUGCACUAAUUGGGUUGGUGGCUAUUGGGAUUGUUGAUUCCUUGAUCUCUUCAUCGCCCGAUUGGCGAAAAGUUGCUGUUCUUGCAGUGAUUUUGGUGGGUUUGCUGUCUCAAAUCACCUACGAACAGAAGAUGAUUUCAGAAACAGAAAAAACACUACAGGUGAAAACUGAGGAAGAAAAAGAAUCAUGAAGUUUUUUUUUUUUUUUUUGAAACAGGAGAAAGAUCUGAGACUGUUGCAUUAUCAAGGUUUACUAGUGCAUUUUUGUACAGAAAUUUUAAGUUCUUAUAUUUCCAUUUCUAUAGCUUUCAAUUAGGGUUAGACAAGAUUAAGAUGUAGUAGGUGAGUUUCCUUUUUGAGAACUCCAUCAUAGCAGUUAGUCCAGGCUAUUCAAAUUAACAAAGCAGGGGAAGAGUGAGAGUUGAGAACUCGAGGGUCUAUCCGAUAUGGUUAAUCCCACCUUGAAGGAGGGAGGCAUUUGUAAUAAGAUAAC
Messenger RNA from Ilex paraguariensis (yerba mate), 1147 nucleotides. The record is from the annotation of a GenBank genome assembly. NCBI's taxonomy places the organism in Eukaryota, Viridiplantae, Streptophyta, Magnoliopsida, Aquifoliales, Aquifoliaceae.